Messenger RNA from Gongylonema pulchrum, 1149 nucleotides. The record is from the annotation of a GenBank genome assembly. Lineage: Eukaryota; Metazoa; Nematoda; Chromadorea; Rhabditida; Gongylonematidae.
AUGGUUGGCGCGGUCUUUGGGAUUUUGGCUCGACUUAGCGAGGACCAGGAAGCUGAAGUGACUGAGGGAGAGACGAAUGCCCGCAUUUUGGCUUUGUUUUUCGAGCAAUAUUCCAACUGGUUUGGCGCAUUACUGGAUGAGGGCCUGUCAUCGGAAACUUUCGAGCAAAAGCUGCGAAUUGGCCACAUUCGGGCAUCAAAUUUUCGGGUCGCUGUGGUCAAUGUUCAGCCAGCGAUAAUGCUAUUUGACGAUGGAGGAUAUCACAUCCAGGCAUCUGUUUAUCAUCCUGGCAUACGUUCACCUACUUACCUUUAUUUACGACAGUGGAACAAAAUGCAUUCAACCCAUUCCAGUUCGCUCAAAUUUGAACAUUUUACUCAUUCGGUCACGAAACCAACACUGUUGUUCCGGCCUGUGCAUACAUUUUUGGAUCGUGCUGUGCGCCUGCAAAUGGAGCGUGCAAUCUGUCGUACAGCAGUCAGUGUGCUGGAUUCUUUCUUGAAGAAUGCCAUUGAACGAAUCUCGGUGCGCCAUCUUCUCCGAACAGGCAAAUUCAGUUUGGUAAUGAACAAUGCACUGGUUGGGCAGCCACAGGUAACAGAUGAUGGGGAUUUGAUAACUUAUCAUGCUGGAGUGCUUGAUGGGGAGAGCAGCAGCAGUGAAUUGUCUCACGAUGGUUAUAUGAGACCUGAUGAUGCCUUGCAUAUUCUUCGCUCACUGCCGCAAAGAGAUGUAGCGGGUUUUUCCGAUGAUGCUGGAUGUGUAGUAACAGUGAGUUGUAUUGAAAUGCCUGAAGUUAUUGUCGAAGAAGAUAAAAUUUUCCUGAAAAUGAAGCAGAAUUAUCAAUUUCUCGUCAACGAUUCACUUGUUCUCGAUGAGACAGAAUCAAGAACUCUUCUGUUAAAUGUGCAGUACAGCUACAGCCUGCAAUUAUACUUACGUUUGGCUGAUUCGUUUGCUUGGACUUUUUCGGAUGAUAAACUUAAGGCAUGCUUUGGAUCCAGACUACAUCAUCAUGUUGCAUCACUAAUUACCGAUCAGCUGGUGAUUCCUCUUCCUUCUGUUCGAGACACCGUUGCGCGCAAAGGUUUUAUAAUGCUUAAGAAUGGUUAUGUAAUUUUUUCUGCACUUUUAUUUACCGCGCAUUAA